Messenger RNA from Symbiodinium necroappetens, 1728 nucleotides. NCBI's taxonomy places the organism in Eukaryota, Dinophyceae, Suessiales, Symbiodiniaceae. The record is from the annotation of a GenBank genome assembly.
AUGAUACAGAUUGUCGGCUUGCGAGCCCUGGCUGUUGGUCUCAUCGGCUCCUUCCUGCCGAUGGGCCUAGGCGCGACUAAGCAUGCUUGUGGCUGGGUCCUUACCUCUGCGUCAUUUGCUCUGGGACUUGACCCGAUGGCAGCUUUUGCAAUCGGAGCGGCCAUGGCUACCAUGUCGACGGGGAUUGCCCUGAAUGUCAUGAAGGCUGGUGGCAUGCUCAACCAGCCAACUGGGCAGCUGGUGCUGGCUGCCGCGACAGUGAACGAGUUGGUAUGUAUUGGGUUGAUCACAGAAAUCGAUGCAAUUGUGGCCGGUGGGCCCUGGCAGAGCUAUGUCCUGCCGCUGGUGAUCAUGCUUCUGCUGGUGGGUUUCAUGAGCUUUGUUGCCGUGAAACUCGUGCCUUGCUUGCUAGACAAGGUGAUUUUGCCGCGAAUUGCCAAAGGCAAUCGCGAGAAUUUGGUUUUGGGCAUGCUUCUCGUGGCUACUGCCGUGUACAUGCCCUUGUGCAAGUACACAGGCUCCUCGGCGCUCCUUGGCGCCUUCUUAGCCGGAUUCUGCUUCUGCACAGACGAGCACGUGCACCACACCUGGAACCGCCAGGUCAAGCGCAUUGCUACGUUUCUAAUGCGCUUCUUCUUCGCUUGCAGCAUCGGCUUCACGAUCCCUGUCGAAGACUUCGGUGACCGAGAAGUUUGGGGGACAGCGCUUGCGUUGUUCGGGUGCAUCCUGGGCAAGCUUGCCAUGGGCAUCUUUGCACUCCCGCUGACCAAGAACGAGUUCCUCACUCUGAGCUUUGCCUGGGGAAGCUGGGGUGAGUUCUCCUUCAUCCUUGCGCUGCGAGCUGUUCGAGGAAACCUGCUGGAGGGCAGGAAUUACAGCUCCUUGGUCCUGGCGGUGUUGAUAUCUAUCAUCAUUUGUCCAACGGCGCUGCGCUGUGUUCUGACACGGAGUGCCAGGGAAGCGAACGCAUGCAUUGAGCUUGCAAAGCAUGAGACUGAUGUGUGCGAAGAGGGGAAGGUUCAUAAUGUUUACUAUUGCUUGCAGACGCGAUCCUGUGCCCAGUGGGGCCAGCAAGGUGCUUUGCUGUCAGUGCUGGGUGAGGUGGACUGCAAGAUCGUGGACUUCCGUUCGUUUCAUCCAUUCCACCAUGUGGGAACACAGCACAUCGUCAACGAGCUUUACCUGAAAGACAUGCGCUUGCAGUUGGCACUUGCAGAUCAGCUUGAUCCAACAGACCAACAUAAGCUGGACGGCCGAACUGCCGAGAUCCUUUCCGAGAUUUUGAGAGCGCUGCACGACGCUGAAGUCAAAAUCUUCAGAUGGCAGCCGGGCUGUGGCACUGUCGAUCUGAUCCAGGAAGUGCAUCAUCCAGGAAACGUCCCUUGCAUGGCAGGCGAUCCUUCGGGCGAGCCACCCGUGCAUUCCAUCAGAAGAGAUGGGAGCUUCCACGAGCAGCUGGCAGCCCAGCGAGCCCACGUCGCAAUGGAACGUUCCAUGAGGUGGCACCAGACUGAAGCGACGCGAGCUCUUGACGACUAUUGCUACCCAGGCACCCCACGAGCUCAUCAUGAGCUCGAUGGCUAUGUCCACACGGGCGCCCACGAUGCUUUCGACUUGUCGUCUGUCAACGGCUCGGACGGCAGAGGCGCAGACACAGGCUCAGACAGUGCAUCCCGGACCUCAAGCACAUCGUUUUCCAACACCGAUGAUGAGCCGUCUCAAGUCUGA